Messenger RNA from Clarias gariepinus (North African catfish), 1786 nucleotides. It is a transcript of the gene mon1a, whose product is annotated as MON1 secretory trafficking family member A. The record is from RefSeq and is a predicted model, not a curated record. Gene Ontology annotation, biological process: vesicle-mediated transport; protein targeting to vacuole. The transcript is spliced from 6 exons. Bases 145 to 1719 code for a protein of 524 amino acids. NCBI's taxonomy places the organism in Eukaryota, Metazoa, Chordata, Actinopteri, Siluriformes, Clariidae.
CUGAAUUUGGAUGUGGAGAAAAAAAAAACAUAAUAAUGGAAGCGAGUCGGCAGGGCUAAAAUGGAGACCGCGUCAGUAAAGUGAUACUUGUGCUUCAUUCACCACUGGAACAUCGAGUCUUCUCUCCCCACGACAUUGUCCAGCAUGGCGGCCGACGUCCACAGUAAAGGGGUGACGUGGGACACACCGAACGGGAACCUGGCCCCGGUCGAGCAUCCCUCCAACAGCAGAUCGGAGAGCCCGACUCCGGGGCUUGUAGAAGGGACAGAGCCAGGCGCGGGUCAGGAGCGAGCCAUGUUCGUCCACACUCAGUCUUUUGAAGACCUGACGGCCGACGUCGAGACGGAGGUGGAGGAAAAGGAGGAGGAGGUACAGCAGGAAGAAGAUGAAGCAGACGGAGGUGUAGGAGGAGAAGGAGAGGGAUCGGGCGCUGUAGAGGAGCCGAGACAGGAGGUGCAGGCUAUAGUCCGGGAGAAGGAGGAAGACGUGACGAGCGAGGCGUGGCGCUCGCACAAGAAGCACGUGUUCAUCCUGAGCGAGGCGGGGAAGCCUAUUUACACACGCUACGGCUCAGAGGAGGCGCUCUCCACCACCAUGGGGGUCAUGAUGGCGCUCGUGUCGUUCGUAGAAGCCAAUAAGAACGUCAUACUCUCCAUUCACGCAGACGGUUUCCGCGUGGUGUUCCUGCGUAAGAGUCCGCUGGUGUUGGUGUGCGUGUCGCGCUCGGGUCAGUCGGACGGCGAGCUGUGGCGCGAGCUCCACUACGUCUACUAUCAGAUCCUGAGCCUGCUCACCCUGCCUCAGCUGCAGCGCGUCUUUCAGCACCGUCAGAGCUACGACUUGCGCCGCCUGCUGGCCGGGUCGGAGCGCGUGACCGCGGGGCUGCUGCGGCUGCUGGAGACGGACGCGGGGCUGAUGCUGAACGCCACAAUGAGCCUGCCGCUGUGCAGCACCACGCGCAACAUCGUCUGCACCAGCCUGCAGGCGGCCAGCUCCAAGAACCUGGUCUUCUCCGUGCUGCUGGCCGGGAAUCGACUCGUCGCUUUGAUCAGGAAGAAGGAGCAGCACCUCCACCACACCGACCUCCACCUGCUGUCCAACCUUGCCGCCUCGUCCUCGUCUUUCAGGCAGGGCGAAGGCUGGACGCCCGUCUGCCUGCCCAAGUUCAACGCCUCCGGCUUUUUCCACGCGCACAUCUCGUACCUGGAGCCGGCAUCCGAUCUCUGUCUGAUCUUGGUCUCCACGGACCGAGAGGACUUCUUUAACCUGUCGGACUGCAAGCAGCGCUUUCUGGACCGGCUGAAGAAGCGUAACGCCUACCAGCCCCUGUUGGACGCGCUGCACUCGCCUACCUACCCCGUCUCGCAGGUGGGCAUCCCCGAGCUCUGGCACUUUGUCUACAAGUCCAAAAGCUCCGGGCUUUACACCAGCCCGGAGUUUCCUGUCCCGUAUCACACCGCGGAGGAGCAGGAGAGGCUGAUGGAGCUGUACCGGUACCUCCACAGCCGCCUGCACCACCCGACACGACCCCUGCGCUCCAUCUACCGCUGCACCAACACCGAGAACCUGCUCGCCUGGUCCACCAGUGGCUUCGAGCUCUACCUCUGCUUCAGCCCUCUGGCUACAAAAGCCCUGGCCGUGUCAGCCGUGACUAAACUGCUGAAGUGGAUCAGGAAGGAGGAGGAUCGUCUCUUUAUUCUCAACUCGCUCACAUAUUGAUGCGGAAGGACUGUAGGGGGCGCACCAGCCUCCUGUAGGCCACGCACACGCACACACACACUCACAC